Molecule: messenger RNA, 1677 nt
Organism: Lactuca saligna
Lineage: Eukaryota; Viridiplantae; Streptophyta; Magnoliopsida; Asterales; Asteraceae
Source: the annotation of a GenBank genome assembly
AUGGCUCGAUUUUGGACCGUGAUUCAGAAGAUUUAUGUUGGGAUCCAUAUGCUACAAAUGAAAACGACGAUCUCGGGAUGGCGGUUGGUUGAACUCUUGGUGAGGCCGGAGAAGAUACUGGAAAACUCAUGUUUGGCCGGAACAACGCUGGAAUCGGAAAAACCUACUAUAACCAGUCAUAAUGCGUCUGCGUCCUUCCUCUAUGAUCGAAUCGCACGUUGGAGCACCUCGUCCAUAAACAACAGGAGGAAGAUGAUGGUGAGCAGAAGAAAUCAUCCCUGUCAUCAUCAUCAUCGGAUCAACAACAAUCCCUACCUGAAGAAGAACAUGAAAAGAGGAAAGAUUCAUUCUCAUCAUGGUCACCAAGGUGGAUUCGGGAAGGUAUAUAAAGGUAAGAUUGAGUUUGGUGAAGAAGGAAUUGAUGUUGCCAUUAAGAGGUUGAAUCUUGAACAUUCGAGUCAAGGGGCAACCGAGUUCAAGGCAGAGAUUGAGAUGCUUUCCCAGUUUCGCCAUAGUCACAUCGUCUCUCUUUUAGGAUACCAUGAAGGAUCCGAUAAAAGAGAAAUGAUCAUUGUUUAUGAAUACAUGCCUAAUGGAAGUCUUGAGGAUCAUUUGCACAAAAGAAAAGUUAACGGAAGUAAUUCCUCUCUUCUGACAUGGAUCCAAAGGCUCCAAAUCUGCAUAGGUGCUGCUCGUGGUUUGGACUACCUCCAUACAGGUACAAGUGUGCAAUCAAGAGUCAUACACUGUGAUAUCAAGAGCUCAAACAUCUUGCUGGAUGAGAAUUUGGCAGCUAAGAUUUCCGACUUUGGGUUGUCAAGGAUUGGCCCAGCAAAUCAGUCAGGCACUACUAAUGUUUAUACCGAUUUCAUAAAAGGCACGUUUGGGUACAUGGAUGCUGAGUAUUUUGCAACUCACAGACUGACACGAAAGUCUGAUGUGUAUGCAUUUGGUGUGGACUUAUUGCAAGCGUUGUGUGGUAGGCCUGCUCUGGAUUUCACAUUAGAUGAGGAGCAACACAGCUUGGCUGUAUGGGCCAGAGACUGCAUCGAAGAAGGUAAGAUUGAUCGAAUCCUUGAUCCCCGUGUGAGGGGUCAAACUACAGCGAGUUGUCUGAAUGAAUUUGCACAAAUUGCAUAUGAAUGUAUGCUUAGUUCUUCAAAGAAUCGACCCACAAUGACUAAGGUAGUGGCUCGGCUAGAAUUUGUGUUGGCAUUGGGGUCACAAAAACAUGGGGGAGUGACAAUUGCUGAAAAGGUGUGGGCAUUGUUCUCUAUUCCAGCAGUGCAUGCUAAAAAUUACAGAAGUAAACAAAAGUGGAGCAAUGACAACAAAAGUAAACGGAUCAUACUAGGCAAAGCAAUGACAGAAGAGAAUAACAAUGAAGUGUUGAAGGAACAGUCAUCAAGUAGUCAGAUGACGACACAGAAAUUGACGAUAUUCAGAUUAGAUGAGUUGUGGAGAGCCACCGGAAAAUUCUUGCCACCACCACUUCUUGGAGUUUCGGAUCGUGUGUCAGUCUAUAAAGGGUGGGUGACUAGUGCAUCAUACACACCAUCAGCAUUUGAUGUCCCAGAAGCCAUCGUGAUCAAUAAUUUAAACACAAAUGUUGCUAAAAAUAGCCAUAAUUGGCAGAAGAUGCAGACCCACUUCCAUGGGACACAAGGAUUAAAAUAG